Messenger RNA from Fundulus heteroclitus (mummichog), 2582 nucleotides. It is a transcript of the gene prr35, whose product is annotated as proline rich 35. The record is from RefSeq and is a predicted model, not a curated record. NCBI's taxonomy places the organism in Eukaryota, Metazoa, Chordata, Actinopteri, Cyprinodontiformes, Fundulidae. Bases 303 to 2453 code for a protein of 716 amino acids. The transcript has 3 exons.
GGAGGAGGGGGGAGCUGCUGUAUUGUAGCGCCUCAGGGCAAAGCUCCAAGUCAAUAUAUAUCCCAACAUUGGCUCCUGCGCUCCCAUUUGAGCGGGACGCGCUGCCCUGCUGCUGCUGCUGCUGCAGAGAAGUGACAGACAGCCACACCGGGACCCUCUCUGGGAACAGCUGGAAGUUCAACAAGAGGAUGUUUUUCUCCAUCCCACAAGUUUGAAGGAAAGGCAGCGUCAGAUGAAAUGCACCGUAGCAUGAAAGCAACGUUUUUUUAGAUUAGCUCGUUUCACCCACGCCUGAAGCAACCAUGUCAAAGGACGAAUCCUGCAAAGUGACGUCGGCCGGCAAACACAAGGAGCGAAAGCCGAAGAAGCCGCACUACAUCCCCCGACCGUGGGGCAAACCCUACAACUAUAAAUGCUUCCAGUGUCCCUUCACCUGCAUGGAGAAGUCCCACCUGUACAACCACAUGAAGUACAGCCUGUGCAAGAACUCGCUGUCUCUGCUCAUAGAGUCCGACUGGCCGUACAAGAAGGGCAACGUCCUGCACCCGGACCAGCUGCGCCCCUUCCAGCAAGCGCACGGCCUGCAGGCCGCGGGGAAGGACGACCUGGAGCCGGCGGCGGGGGCCGAGGAGAAGCAGGGGCCGCGGAGGGAAGACGGAGAGGCCAGAGAAACCCAGGGAGCGGACGAUGACGAAGAGGGAGGCCGAGAGGAGGGAGCGGACACGACCAGAAUGGGCACAGGAGGCUCCGGCAGCAGCAGAGGAGAGUCUCCGGAGGAGGCGGCAACCAAGAGGAGCAAACAGCCGGAGUCAGAGCUGCUGAUGGCCGACAUGCUUUCCCUGGAAGAUCAGCUGCUGCGGGUUCGCUCUGCGGAGGUGGAGGCCCAGCUGAGGCACUACAAGCUGCCCAAGACAUGCCUGGCAGGUCCCGGGCUGCUGUCGGAGCAAUGGCGGCUGUUCGCGUCCAGCCACGCCAAAGCCAAAGCAGAAGGAGCUCAGCCGCGGGUGAACGGCUCGAUACCCUGCUACCCGCCUCCCCCCAACCUGGUGGACUACCAGGACCCCGCCGCACUCAACCUGUCGGUGCUGGGCGUGGGCUACCCCAUCAGCCCGGGCUUGUUCUCCUACAUGAACUCGGCCCUUCCGGCCGCGGCCUCCGGCGUGGCCGCUCCGUCCCCCGCGCAGUUCGCCCAGCUGCCCUUCCUGGCGUCGGCGGCUCAGCUGAUGCACCCAGCCUCCAGCUCUCACACCGACAGAGCUCUGCUCCCCCCUCGCCUCUACUACCCCUUCCUGUGCGAGCACACCUUUGGACCGCCGAGUUCUCAGAGCGACGCCGGCAAAUCUCAAAAGACCCCGUCGAGCGGCGCAGACGCAAGCCCUUCGCCGGGCUUCCAGCCUAAAGUCGGUCUGUGGAAGGUUCCUGCUUUGAGGCCGGGGAACGCCGUGUCCCCCGCUGGCUGGGCGUCGCCUCACAGGGACUCCCCCGACCAGGGCUACAGUCUGGGGGAUAAGACACAAGCUACAGCCAAGGAAGGCAAAGUGACCCUCGGUCUCAAAAGGACAGGAGGUCCCCUGAGAGGACAUGAAGCCCCUGCAGAGAAGAAACCAGCAACGGGCUUCACUUUGGACCUUUUGAGGAACAUCCAGGCCGCAUCAGCCGACAAACUUCUUCUGCAGAGCAGUUUGCAGGAUGUCCAGCUGCAGACCCGGCAAAGCGACCGCUGGUGCAGCAAGUCUCCCAUCAGUCCCGGCGGUGAGGCGGCCGGUCCUGGAGCCAGCAGCAAAGACGCCUCCAGGUCCGUCGAAGACGGUGCUUCGGCGUCGGUGGCCGCCCUCCUCACCGAUCUGUCCAAGGCUCUGCAGGAGUACCAGGAGGCCGAGCGCAAGAUCUCCCACCUGGAAAGCGAGGACCUCCCUGCCCAGAGACACCUGUGGGAGCACCUGAACAAAAUCCGCAGCGAGCUCUCCCACAUCCACCAGGCGCUGGAGCGCACGGCCGGCCAGAGCGACGGACCUCUGGACCUGUCGGUGAAGAGGGAGUCCACGGACUCGUCGAGUGAGCAAACCCUGAGAGAGGACGGCGGCCUUAAGGCGACGGAGACGGAGGAGGAGGAGAUGGAGGAGAAGGAGGAGGAGGAAGAGGACGAAAGGAAGCCGACAUCGCUGGAGAAGCGGAAGCAGUCACUGGACAUGCUGAUCAAGAUGAGCCAGGUGUCGGUCGUCAGCGCCGAAGUCUUGCCUCCGCCGGGUCUCGGCCUGAGGUCAGCCGAGGCUUUGUGGCCGAGCAGAACCACAAAGUGUGAAGCGGACUCCAGCGUCCUGCUCUGCCCCGACGGCCGAUCCGUCGUGUUCGCCGACAUCGCCUCCUCCGUCAAACCUCCAAAGAGACCCUCGUCCAUCCAGCGACUGGAAGCCCAGUGUCCCCCGAGUCCGCUGACCCCCCCUGACAGCUAAACGGAAGACCAAGAGGAUGAAAAUGUGACGUUUGUGUCCGAUCUACUGGACGCACUGUUUGUUCACUGCAAAAAGGGAACUAAAAAUAAGUAAAAUUUUCUUGAAAUUAGUCUAUUUGUCCUUGAUUUG